Sesamum indicum (sesame) is the source of this 1358-nucleotide messenger RNA. It is a transcript of the gene CYCD7;1, whose product is annotated as CYCLIN D7;1. NCBI's taxonomy places the organism in Eukaryota, Viridiplantae, Streptophyta, Magnoliopsida, Lamiales, Pedaliaceae. The record is from RefSeq and is a predicted model, not a curated record.
AAGCAAUCAUUGUCUGAUCAUUCACCACUGGCCUACAUUAAUAUCCUUUGUAUUAUAGGGUUUCUUUGUCAUUCUUAACUUGGAUUUGUACUUUUAAAUUUCUCCAAGGAUGGAAAGUCUUUUAUGCAAUGAAGUGUGGCUAAUGAGUCCAAAUGUUGCCCCUGAUGUACAAGAAAACGAUGGAUGUAAUAAUGCUAAAUGCAAUGUCUCUACUUGUUGCUUUUCCACCAAACAAGAUUGUGAAGAAGCUUUUGCCAUUUUUCUAGACAAAGAGGCAAGUUACAUGCCGGAACCUGGGUACUUGAAGCUUGUCAAGACCAACGAUUUCAUCCAUGAUGCUAGGUUUAAGGCUGUCAAUUGGCUUAUUAAGUCGCAAAGGAGAAUGAAUCUCUCUCUCGGAACUGUUUUUAUUGCUGUCAACUAUCUGGAUCGGUUCAUUUCACUGACUGAUCAAUGCCAAGAAUGGAGACAUUGGUCGUUUGAUCUGCUCUCUAUCGCAUGUCUAUCGGUAGCCUCCAAGUUCAAUGAAACAACCACUCCCCCGUUGCAUGAUUUCCAGGUGGAGGGUCUGGACCAUUCAUUUGCUCCAAGCCUGAUUCAGCGAAUGGAAUUGACAGUCUUGAAGGGGUUAGGGUGGAGGAUGGAUUGUACAACACCAUUUUCUUACAUAGACUUCCUGAUACAAGUUAUUGAUGAUGCCUUAAACAAAACCCUCAUUCAGGAUGUCACUGAACGUGUUACUGAAUUGCUUCUCGCUGCUCUUUUAGAUCCUAAAUUCCUAGAGUUCCAGCCAUGCGUUAUAGCCAUGUCUGCAGUGAGACGUGCAUUUGAAGAUUUGUUUCCAUCAACAGAUAAUGCGUCACUUGUAAAUCUAGAAACUAUCAUCCGUCAAGAUCAAAAGGAUGAUUUGAUCAAAUGCGAAAGAAUUUUAGGGAAACUGUUGGUGCAAGAUCAUGAUAUGUUAUCUUAUGGAAGUUCUUGGCGUGGCCCUUCAAGUCCAGUUACUGUCUUGAAGGCUGAGUGCUUCAAUUUCUAUGAUUGUCCAAUUGAUCUGUCCCUCCUAAGGGGGGUUAGCAUGGAUUUGAGAUCAAGAAGAAAGAGGAAAAGGGAAGAACUAGAAUGUGGGAUGUGAAGUAAAUCAGUACUACUCAUGAAUAAUGUCAUGUUGAUUGUGCUGUUCUUGUAAGGUGGGAAUAAACUAGACUUGUUGCAUAGGCUUAUCCUCUCAAAGGUAGGUCUGGGGUGUAUGUAAAGUCUUCAAAUAUAGAUCAUCAGUGAUCUCGAUCCAUUUGUUGUUAUUUCAUGUGACACUUAAAAUAUUGAUAAUUUCCGGUCUCAUGUAACACGACUUUGUGGAA